CACAUGCCUCUACUAUAAAUAGGUUUUGACAGCAGUAGAGUUUGACUUGUGCAAUUAGCCGGUAAGCCGGAACAACUAACCACGAACUAAUAUUUCAUACACGAAUAGUAUUUAUUAUUUUAAAUAUACUUAUACCUACUUGAACUUAUAUUUAAAUUUUCUCAGAUUGUAAAAUUAAAGUUAUUAUUGAUUUUCAAUCAUUUCCAAAUUAAAUUUCCGUAACUAAAAUAAAAAUGGGCAAAAUCAACAGGAAAUUUCAAGUAACGGUAAGACAACAGAAGAGACCAAAUUUACCAAAAGCUGCCGUUAACAUUUUAACUAAAUGGUUAGAAGAGAAUUGCACCAACCCUUAUCCAUCUGAGUCUACGAAGAAAACAUUAAUGGAAGUUACGAAAUUAACUAAAAAUCAAGUAAUUUUUUUAAUAAAUGAUGAUACAAUUAGCUUUGUGUAAUAAACUUAUAAGUAUUAAUAUUACUUAUUUUGUUUAAACUGUUAUUAUACAUUUAUAUAGAUUUAUAAUUGGUUCAUAAACAGCCGUCGUAGAAUUCUUCCAAACAUUUUAAAGGAAAAGGAUAUGGACAAAAGUCUUAUUUUAUUGAAAAUUAAAAAGUUCACAUGUUUCAAUCGUAACAAGUUUGCACACCAUUUUGAAAAUAAAACACAAUGGUAUGAAUUAAAAUACUUACCUACUUAAGAAAAUAUCUUUACUACAGAAAAAAAGAAAAAAAAUAUGUACCGCAUAUUUGUACUUUCUAUUGAUACAAUUUAGAUACAAAUUUGUUGAAACCGUUUUUAAUAAAAUUCAGUGAUACUAAAUUAGUAGUAUUCAGCGGCUGAUCCAGAAAUUUUUUAAAGGUGGGGGGCAAUAUUGUUUAUAUUCUCAGUAAAUUAACUAUAAAUUAUAUAUUAAAUUAAUAUAAAAUAUAUAAAUGAAAACUGUAGUCCAUUGACAGGGGGCACGUGCCCCUAUGUCCCCCUGAAACCACCACUUGUUGUAUCUACCAAGUAAAUAUGUACCAUUAAAUUUUAAUUGAAUAUAAAUCAGUAUGUAUAUCUAAACAAUGUAGUAAUGACGUCAUCUAUUUUUAAAUAAAUAUUAAGAUAGCUAUCUAUUUAAUAGUUAAUAUUGAUCUCAACUUUUGUUUAGAAUAUUUUAUGCGUAUAACAACAUCAAUACUCACCUACGAAAGUAAUAUUUCUUUGUCCUUAUAGGUACCUAUGGCUAAUAUUAAUAAUAGGAAUACAUCCUACGUAUUAUUAUUUAUACUAAUACUUGGCAUUUGCCAGUAGGUAUUAUAAUAACUUAUUGGUAUUUCUCUGUUACUUUACUUCCUAUUAUCGUUUAAAAACUUAGUUUGAUAUUUUUACCUACCUGUUAAUCAUAAUCAAAUUAAACACAAGUUUAAUACUUAUUAUGUACUUUUAUUAUUUACUCUUCAGGAUUUUCAGAGUGAAUAUUAUGAAAAUAAAUUAAUUUAAUGGAUUAUUUUUUUCAGUACACCAAAUAAACCAAUUUCCUAUUCGGAAACAAAAACUACAUCAAAAAACGAAGAAUACAAUUUGCAGUUGCUUGCAGAAGUGGCUACUAAACUACCGCGAAUCACACCAAUUUAAUAUUUAAAGAAAAUAAAAAUGUUUUAUUAUAAUAUAAUAUACCUACUUAUCAUAUGAAUGUGGUAGAUGCCUUUAUAUUAUUUUAGGUGAGAUUAGUGAAUAGGUUUAUUUUGUGAGCAUUUAUAUUUUGUAAAUUAUAAGUUUAUCUGUUAAGUACUUAUGAUACCUGUACUAUAUAUAUAUAUAUAUAUAUAAAAUAAAAAGCAUU
Cinara cedri is the source of this 1823-nucleotide messenger RNA. NCBI's taxonomy places the organism in Eukaryota, Metazoa, Arthropoda, Insecta, Hemiptera, Aphididae. The record is from the annotation of a GenBank genome assembly.